Neocloeon triangulifer is the source of this 7868-nucleotide messenger RNA. RefSeq names its product zinc finger SWIM domain-containing protein 8 homolog (gene Dora). The transcript has 21 exons. Gene Ontology annotation, cellular component: Cul2-RING ubiquitin ligase complex. The record is from RefSeq and is a predicted model, not a curated record. Gene Ontology annotation, molecular function: zinc ion binding. The coding region runs from base 316 to 5655 and encodes 1779 amino acids. NCBI's taxonomy places the organism in Eukaryota, Metazoa, Arthropoda, Insecta, Ephemeroptera, Baetidae.
CGUGGAAAAAUGGGCUCGUUUCUUGCGUUUGUUUUGGCCGAUUCGAGACGAUAAAUAGCCGAUUGAUCAAGUUGGAGUUUCUUGCUGGUGUACGAAAGUUCGGCAAAAUAGAGCCCGGCACUACCUAGGUAAAAAGGAAUCGAAGGCGACGAUCGGGCUGGAAUCGAGACUGACAAGUUUGGGUCGGUCUGGGGCUCGGCAAGCAGCAGGCACGUCGGCAGCCAUUGUUGGUGUUGUUGUUCUGUCCUGCUGGUGGUGGUGAGGUUCUGGCCAAGUCUGGCGGAUGGAACUGCCGUGAGACUGGCGCGGAGGCUGAUGGCGGGGGCCGCGGCGGCGGCGGCAGCCGCCGUCGACGAGUCGUCCGACCCGAUGGUAGACUGGGAAGAGGGUGAGAGCCGCUUCUCCUUUGAGGACUCUGACCGAUUUGAGGAGGACUCACUCUGCAGCUGGUCCAGCGAACCCGAGUCUGUCUGCAACAACUGGCGCGGCUGGAAGCGGCCGCCGAAUGCGGCCACGCAAGGGCCACCUCCGAACAUUGCUCGCAGGUCCCUGCCCGGACCAGAUCCAGUUGUGUCGCGCAGCGACAGGUCGACAAGUUUGACUGAGUUAGCAGCUCGGUGCGUCGCUUCCCACAUCCCCUUUGAGCUGGUCGAGCGCGUCUAUCCUCCCGUGCCUGAGCAGCUGCAGUUGCGAAUCGCCUUCUGGAGCUUCCCAGACAACGAGGAAGACAUCAGACUGUACUCAUGCUUGGCCAAUGGCAGCGCCGACGAGUUCCAGAGGGGCGACUCCCUCUUCAAGGCCAAACACGUCAAGGACGCCCUCCAGAUUGGUUUCCAUUUAAGCGCUACAGUAAGCCAGAGCGGCAACGCCAACAUUGCAAUGGUCUCCAGCACGAGGCCAGAGUAUAAUGUGGCCGUGACAUUCGACCGACGCCGAAUCACGUCCUGCAACUGCACCUGCAACUCAACAGCCUACUGGUGUUCGCACGUCGUUGCAGUCUGUCUGCACCGAAUUUUCCAACCGCAGCAAGUUUGUCUGCGGGCGCCGGUAAGUGAGUCGUUGUCUCGACUGCACCGGGAACAGCUGCAGAAAUUUGCACAGUACCUGAUCAGCGAGCUGCCACAGCAAAUUUUACCCACGGCGCAACGGCUGCUCGACAUGCUGCUCUCACCGCACCCUUCGCCCAUAAACAUGGUGCGCGGCGCGCCUGACCCCACUGCAGGCGCUUCUGCCAAUGACCAGACCUCAUGGUACCUCGACGAUAAGACCCUGCACGACAACAUCAAGAAGAUUCUCAUUAAGUUCUGUGUGCCAGCACCCAUUGUGUUCAGUGAUGUCAACUACUUGAGUACGAAUGCGCCGCCAGCAGCAGCCGAGUGGAGCAGUUUGUUGAGGCCCUUGAGAGGCAGAGAGCCUGAGGGCAUGUGGAAUUUGCUCUCAAUAGUUAGAGAGAUGUUUAAGAGGAACGACAGAAAUGCGGUGCCUCUCUUGGAAAUUGUGACAGAAGAGUGCAUGAUGUGUGAACAGAUUAUGGUCUGGUGGUUUAACACUAAGGUAGCUCUACACAAUGGCAGUUCAAGUCAUGGAGGCAAGCACAGUGUGAACAGCAAUAGCCAUGCUGCACAGCAUGCCUGUUCGUCGCUCUGUGACGAAAUUGUUGUCUUAUGGAGAUUAGCCGCCCUAAAUCCAGGUUUGUCACCUGAGGAAAGAGACUUAUUACUAAAUCAAUUCAAGCAGUGGCACAUCAAAAUAGUUGAUAAGGUUGCCAAAAGCAGGAACUCGACUCCGAUGCGCCUUCAGUCUGGUGGGGCAAAGAGCAACACCCUGAAGACUGAAAUGGAAAUUUUCAGUGGGUUCAAACCUGCCAUGGAAGCUUGCUACUUGCACUGGGAUGACUAUCCCAUACCUGGAGUUACAUAUUCUCAAGGCAGUCGACUUUACCACUGUCCCUUUACCUGUUUCCGACAUGCAGAUGUUCACCAAAUCAACUCAUCUAGUAGCGUCCUGAACUGCACCUCACACCACAAUCCCCACCAUCACGCAGUGUCGGUGAAGAAAAGGAAGGGUGCUUUGGAGAAUCCUGGCACGAGAUUUGCAACACAAGCUGAGGGCCUGAACUUGAACAGACGCACAUUUCCUCUGGGACAUGUAGUAGGCAUUCCUUCGCAGGAGGGAAACAGAAGUAGUGUCAGUAGCGAGGGUUUCUGCGAGAACGACAUGCUUAAUCCCAAUGAGUCGGAUGAAGGUAGCGAAUCAAGCAGUAGCAACAGACAGGGAGUGCCGAAGGUCUCAGAUUGGAGUGACAGUGACUCUUCUGCUCAAACUGAACAGCUGAAAAGAGCAGCAGCCGCCGCUGCAGAAGCUUUAGCAUCUGCAGUAUCAAUUCCAGCAGUGGUAUCAACAUCCAGUAAUGAGGCAUCAACAUCAGCAGCCGCAACACCUACUGUUUCCACUCCUCCACAGCCUGCAGAACCUCAGCCGUCGACUAGCAAAGGAGAAAACCCUCCAGCCGAGGCAGUUGCCGAGCCGCAGCCUGCCCAAGACAAGUGGGAAUCAAGCAACAGUGAACAAUCCGGAGACGAAUACAAUGUCUACUACUAUGAUCCAAAAGCAUUGGUUUCUCAUGCACCCUCGACUGGGGCUGAAGAUGCUGAUGCAGCACAUAAGAACAUCUUUGCCAACUGCAAGAGAAUGGAAGACCGGUGUGAAAUCUUGUUUGCCAGAGCAGAAGCCCUUCAUGCACAUGGACACUCUAGAGAGGCUUGUCAUUUGGGAGUGAAUUUGGCUCAUGAGCUGUUGGUGAAUCCACCAAACCUCAUGAUGGAGCUGCCCCCAGCCCCCUGCAAAGGAAAGCGUAAGAAAAUAAAUCCAGCGUCACAUCAAAUGAGCUGCCUGGCCUCAGCCACCUUAGCCAAGUGUGCCUUCCUCUGCAAUGUGCUCUCCGAAAGUCAUGAGCACCACCACCUGGCAUUUAAAGUUGGCAUGUUUGCCCUUGAAAUGGCCAGGCCUCCAGCAAGCACCAAACCUCUGGAGGUCAAAUUGGCAAACCAGGAAGCAGAUAUUGUGCAACUUCUGAAGAAAAUUCCCCUUGGUGUUCACGAGCUUAACAUUAUCAGAGAACGGGCGGAAGAACUUCGAACAGGCACCCUCAGAUCAAGGGGAGCGGCCCUCCUGCCCAUAAUGCUUGCCAGUUUUAUAUUUGAUUCACUUGUUAUACUAAGUCGUGACCCCCGUUGGGUCUUGAGAUUCCCAAUCAGCAAGUUAUCCAUGGAUGGAGAUGAGGAUAUGUAUGGUCGAUCGACAGUAAAUGACGAGAGUUUAGGUUUUGAAGCUGCAGUAGCAGCACUGGGGUUAAAGGCAAAUGUGUCAGAGGCAGACCAUCCUUUGCUAUGUGAAGGAACUCGAAGACAAAGAGGAGAGUUGGCACUCACUCUGCUGGUCCAGUACAAAGAUUGCUCUGAUAAACUUGCUAGGAUCAUGGAUAAACUUCUUGAUAGAGAGGUGCAUCAGUUGAUGAAGGUUCCACUUCUACCUGCCUACUACUCAAGUAACCCGCCAACUACGUCUCAGAUGCACAUGAGAGGAAGGGGUCAGGCAGCCCCAGGGCAGCCGUGUAGGAUGCCAUGGGUUCGGCAGUUCGGAGCAGUAAGGGAUGAUUCCAAUUGUGAACAGCCCCCACCUCAACAAGGACCAUCUUAUCCUCCUCCUUCUCAGGAAAUGAAUGAUUCUCAGGGUGCAGUCAUGAAUCCAGGCAGCAGACCUCAUAGUUCUACAAGUGCAGAGCUUGAGCAGAAUUUGGGAUCUCUUUCUCUGAGCCCUGCCCAAAAUCAAGUUAUGAAUCAACCAAGAAACAAGGAAACUAGGUUUAAAGGAAAACGCGCAUAUCCUGUAAUUCCUAACCAACCGUCUGAAGCGGGCGCCCAUUUCAUGUUUGAACUUGCAAAAACUGUACUGACCAAAGCUGGAGGGAACAGCUCGACAUCCCUAUUUACCCAGGCCACUGCCUCUCAGAACCAUCACGGGCCCCAUCGUGCCCUUCACAUGUGCGCCUUCCAACUUGGCCUUUAUGCUCUUGGCCUUCAUAACUGUGUCAGCCCUAACUGGCUCAGUCGAACAUACUCAUCCCACGUUUCGUGGAUUACAGGGCAAGCCAUGGAAAUUGGCGCGCCGGCGAUCUCGUUUCUGAUAGACUCGUGGGAGGGUCACCUGACCCCUCCUGAGGCAGCUAGCAUUGCGGACCGCGCCUCUCGAGGCAGCGACCCCCACAUGGUACGUGCUGCUGCCGAACUAGCACUUAGCUGUCUGCCUCACGCUGCCGCCCUCAACCCCAACGAAAUAACACGCGCCAUCCUCCAGUGCAAGGAGCAGUCGGACCAAAUGUUGGAGCACUCUUGUCUCACAGUUGAGUCGGCUGCUAAGGGUGGGGGAGUCUAUCCAGAGGUUCUGUUCCAAGUGGCUAGGUACUGGUAUGAGCUCUACAUCAGACACACACCUGGUGGGGUCGAAUUACUCCUGGAGCCUGAUGUCCCUAAGGAUGCUCUUUUGCUGGAACAGAACUACAUUUCGUUCCAGGUUGGAGGACUGCAAGAGCAGCAGCAGCAGCAAUCUCCUAUGGAGCUCAUGGCAGCCGCCCAGCCCACAGCUGUUGUUGCCCCAGCAGCUGCAGCACAGGCAGCUGCACCGUACCAGUCUCUCGGCGCCAUGCCCGUCCCUUACCACGCAGUUUCGUACUCUUACCUGCCUCGAUUCCCCACCCUUCCCCUGCAGAUGUAUUUGACCCCGCCCCCUGCACCAACAACCUUCCAGUAUCCCGCAGGGCCUCUGCACACUGGCCUUCAGUACUUCCCUGCCGUCACCCUGGCUGCCCCAACGGCAAGGCCUCUUUUCCUUCCGCCGCAGGCCGGACUGGUAGCUCCUCCGCAGCAACGCCCGCCUCCACCAAAUCUCGUCCAGGCCUCUGUAAUUCCUAACCAGAACCAAAGACCUGUGCAGCAUGUGCGUUGUCAGCAGGUGCCUGUGUCGCAGCCGAUGCAGCCUGUCGGACCUCCGCCCCAAGUCCAGCAACAGCAGCAACCCCCUCAGCAGCAAUGCGCCCUUAACCAGGGUCAGUACAGAUACCUGAUGGCUGCCUACAGAGUUGGGAUGCUUGCUAUGGAAACCCUGGCGCGCAGAGUGCACGACGAUCGACCGCAGGCAAAGUAUGCCAGAAACCCUCCCUACGGAGAGGACGUUAAGUGGCUACUCAGGGUUGCCAAAAAGCUUGGAACCCAGUACCUUCACCAGUUCUGCGUCUGUGCAGUAAAUAGUGUUGUGAGUCCCUUCAUCUUGCACGACAUAGCAGUGGAAGCUGCGAUUUACCUUUCGAGGAACAAUCCAACCCUCCUGAUGCAACACCUGCGAACAGCCCUCACACCGCUUGUUCAAAAGUGCCAGCAGAUGUAUAUUCAAUGUCUGCACCAAAAACUGUACCACCUCACCUCCACCGACUACGAAGAGUUUGUGGGCAUUGUUGUUUCGGCGCGGAUGGCUUUCCAGAUAACACCUGAUGGCAGCACACAGUUCAAGGAGUGGCUGCAGUCCAUUAGAAGGUCCAAGUCAUGUAAGAAAGAUCUAUGGGCGCAAAUCAACCAGGCGCUGCAAAACAACAACAAAUGACACCGGCCUGAGGUAGGCAGCAGCAGUAACCUCCACUGCAGCCGCCCCACCGCCCCCGGUGCCGCCCCAGGCUCCUCGCUCAACUGGGCGGAAAUGGAGGAUCAGCCGCCUCCAAGCUGACCGGUCGGCCCGCCUCCUCCUCCUCCAAGAUCUCACUCUAACUAGACUCUUUACUUAGUUCCCCCACGCGAGAGGACUCUCAUUUUAACAGUUUCCACUUCUUGGAACACAGAUAGAUGAUUAUCUUUUUAAGUUUCCACUUUUGCUGCCGCGACUCUGAUUUUUAAAUUUGAGCCUUUUCAAAGAGUUAGCUCCAAGAAGAAUGGCUCAGUUAGCAGGUGGACAUAGUCGGAGCCGCGGCUUCUUUGUGAAAAUCUUCCGCAUUGUAAAGAUACAUAUAAUGGAAGUGAGUUGAGAGACUGAUUGUUGACAUGUUUUAGCCUUUGAUUUUUGGCACGCAGAAUUUGUUCUCUUGGCACAAACUGAUAAUAUUAUCGUCACAGGUGCGAUUCAGGUGCAAAUUUAUAUUAUUUGCCCCCACCACCCCUCCGACAUUGGUACGAUAGAAAAAUGCAACCUUCACUUGAAUCGCACCGUGAGGUAAAAAAAAUUUGAAAUCGCAUAGACACGUACACACUCAUGGGACUAAUUGAAUUCCGACCUUAAUCUUUCGGAUAAGAAGCUACUUUGCGUUUUUGAUCGGUUGAUUAAAACCAAAUCUCGUCUGGCUACAAGACUAUUUUAAGCAGAUUUACAACUAUUUUUACAUGGAAUAUGAGAUGAGAAAAGUAAUCCCCUUUUCCGUAUGCGCUUCUCUGCGCUGCUGGCGAGUUAACUGUUCUGGAAUUUAAAAUUGUCUCUCUCGACUCCCCGAGAGCUUGGUCUAGUCUGAUUGAAUGUAGAUAGAAAAUCUCCUGGCAUAUCACAAAUAAACAAAGCAGCCCCUUUGGUUGAACCAUAAAUUUUUCAAGGGAAUGGUGCCUUUUAUAGAAACACUUGCGUUCGAAACUAAGCAAGUUGAAUUUCUCCAUGUAACAGGAACAAAUUAAAAUCACAGCAUUACAAAGAUUGAGGGGCUGCUUCAAAAUGAUGCAUUUGCUUUGGCAGAUUAAAGAUUAAACAGGAUGCUAAAAAUUAUACUUGGGGAGUAGAGUCAAAAAUCUUAAACCCACCCCAACAGUUUUAGUGAAUACUAUGAAAAAUCAUUGCUAUAUUAAAUUAAUAUUACGAAUAUUAUUAUACUAACUAGAUGCAGGAUGAAAAUUGCAUGUGUCUUUUUUAACAUGGCAUAAAAUUAAAGGAGAACAAAUGUGUGGCGUAUAAAUAUAUUUCUAUAAAAUACUAAAUUAUAUUUCAGAUAUACAGUUUAGGUGGCUAGAAUGAUAAGAUUUUUGAAGAUUAUCUACACUUAAAGUAUGCUAAGUGAAGAUAAAUACUAUUACAUUAGUAGUUGUGUAGUGCAUUAGUGGAAGUUUUAAAAUAGAAAAACUUAAAGAGGCGCGUUGAGUGGCUCGGUUUUAAUUCAGCACACAAUCUCAUUUUUGGAAUGGCCAAAACCAAAAGUUGAAAACAAUGUCCGUUUACGAAGUAUAUAAAAAUUUUGUUUAUUUGUCUGCUAGUCCCAUACACACAUACAUAUUUUAGGCUUUGCUCACACCCACCAGGCACAUUUGAACCCAAAAAUUGGAAAAAAAACGAGAUUACAUUUGUGAAAUACUUUUAAGUUGUUCAUCAAACAAGAUUUUUCAGUGCCAAAGGUUUGCCUGCGCUCACUUCUAAGAAAAGCAAGUGCUCAAGUAUUCUCAGAACUUGUCCAUACUUGUACAUGAGGAUGUGAAUGUCCGUUGGAUUUGAUGUCCAUCCUGAUUGUUUCUUGGUCGUUCCAUAUCUUUUCGUGUCGCAAGAUGCCAAACUCGAUUAAAAUAGAGGACCGGUCGCUAUUAUUAUUUUUUUAUUGCGACCUGCCCUCGGUGUUAUUCAGGGCUAAUUUUAAUAAAUUUAAGUAUAUGUGCAUAAUUGGAUUUGUUCAGUUUUUAGCUUGCUAGGCGGUGAGAAAGAAAGCCUAUUGGAAAAUAUCCAGUUGGAUUUCAAUCAGCAUUGUUACAUUAUUUACGAUUUUGUUGUUUUGUCAUUGAAAUCGGAAAGAAAUAACUAAUUCAUCAUUUGAGAACAUUUUUGUGCAAAGUGCUCAAACUUGGUUUAUUUUGUAAUUU